CAUCAUGGCGGUCGGAGCGCGGCUCCCCGGGCCCGCCGUUCCGCAGGGCUGCUGCCGUUGCUGCUGUUGAGAGGCGGUGGCGGCGGCGGCGGCGGCGCGGGCGGGAAGGAUGGUGUUUCCGUGGCCGGAGCGGCGGGUGCGGACCAGGAGCCGAGCUCAGGCUUGGCCGAAGCGACGCGCGCUAAGGAGCAGCCGGCACGGGUGCCGCUGAGGCAGCGUCGGGAGGCGGGAGCGACUGACAGACUGACUGACGGAAGGCGACCCGAGAGCCGGCCCGGGGACCGUGCCUUGGACGAGAUGCCGGGGCCACCGGCGUUGCUGCUGUUGCUGCUCCUGGCCGCUGGCAGUGCCCGGGCCAUGCCACUUCCGCAAACAGGUGCAGGGGAGUCACCUGCUGCAGAAGUUUCCUCAUCUUUUGUGAUCCUAUCUGUGUGCACUUUUAUCAUAUUAAUUGUGUUAAUUGCAAAUUGUGUAUCCUGCUGUAAGGACCCAGAAAUAGACUUUAAGGAAUUUGAAGAUAAUUUUGAUGACGAGAUAGAUUUCACACCACCAGCAGAAGAUACUCCCUCUGUCCAGUCCCCAGCAGAAGUGUUCACACUUUCCGUACCAAGUGUCUCGUUACCAGCUCCGUCGCAGUUCCAGCCUGCCGCAGCGGAAGGUUUGAAGUCUCAAGUUGCUCGCCACAGUCUAAACUAUAUUCAGGAAAUUGGAAAUGGCUGGUUUGGAAAGGUCCUCCUCGGAGAGAUUUACACAGGUACCAGUGUCGCCCGCGUCAUAGUGAAGGAGUUAAAAGCAAGUGCGAGCCCGAAGGAACAAGAUACUUUUUUGAAGAAUGGAGAACCUUACUACGUUCUUCAGCAUCCAAAUGUUCUGCAGUGCAUUGGGCAGUGCGUGGAGGCAAUUCCCUAUCUUCUGGUGUUUGAGUUCUGUGACCUGGGCGACCUCAAAGCUUACCUGCGCGGCGAGCAGGAGCACAUGCGGGGGGACGCGCAGACCAUGCUGCUGCAGCGGAUGGCGUGCGAGAUCGCCGCGGGGCUGGCCGCCAUGCACAAGCUGCACUUCCUGCACAGUGACUUAGCCUUGCGGAACUGCUUCCUUACCUCGGACUUAAAUGUGAAAGUGGGAGAUUACGGGAUAGGAUGCAGCAGGUACAAGGAGGAUUAUAUUGAAACAGAUGAUGAGAAAGCUUUCCCGCUGCGAUGGACCGCUCCAGAGUUAGUGACCAGCUUCCAAGACAGGCUGCUGACUGCAGACCAGACCAAGUACAGUAACAUCUGGUCCCUGGGUGUGACACUUUGGGAACUUUUUGAUAAUGCCACUCAGCCAUAUUCCAACCUGUCCAACUCAGAGGUUAUUAACCAGGUCAUUCGAGAGAGGGGCACGAAGCUCCCCAAGCCCCAGCUGGAGCAGCCUCAUUCGGAUAGAUGGUAUGAAGUUUUACAGUUCUGUUGGUUGUCACCGGACAAGAGGCCAGCGGCUGAAGACGUGCACAGGCUGCUCACCUACCUGCGCAUGCAAAGUCAGCGGGACUCCGAAGCCGACUUUGAACAACAGUGGAACGCUCUUAAACCAAAUGCAAACAGCAGAGACACUUCUAGCAGUGCGGCGUUCCCAAUCCUUGACCAUUUCACCAGGGACCGGCUUGGUCGCGAGAUGGAGGAAGUGCUCACCGUGACAGAGACCAGCCAGGGCCUGAGCUUCGAGUACGUCUGGGAGGCCGCCAAACAUGAUCACUUCGACGAGCGCAGCCGAGGCCCGCCGGGUGCAGCUCUGUCCUACACGAGCGUCUUCUUCCCGGUUGAAGUGUUCGAGCGCUCUCUGUCCGACCCCGGGCCCGGGAAGCAAGACAGCAGUGGCCAGGAGGUCCCCGUGAGAGCCCCCGGAGUGGUUCCCGUUUUUGAUGCCCACAACCUUUCUGUUGGAAGUGACUAUUACAUCCAAUUAGAAGAAAAAAGUGGUAGCAAUUUGGAGCUUGAUUACCCACCUACACUGCUUACAACUGAAAUGGAGAAUCCAGAAAGGACAAGUGACGAGGCGCCCCAGUUUCUGACUCUCAGGGGCCUUGAAUUUGAGGAGUCCAGCACAGAUGAGGAUUUCUUCCAGAGCAGCACAGACCCCAAGGACCCCAGCACCCCCGAGGACAUGCAUGCUAUCAGGGGCCCUGAGAGCCCUUUCAACAAUAUAUUUAAUGAUCUUGACAAAUCAGAGGCUCUGCCCAGUCACCAAAAAAUAUUUGACUUAAUGGAACUAAAUGGAGUCCAAGCUGACUUUAAGCCAACCACGUUAAGUUCCAGUUUGGACGACCCCAAAGACUCGGUGAUAGCAGGCCGCUUUGAAAAAGACAAGCCCCGUAAGCUUUCUGACUGUGAGCCUUUUUGCUUAUCGGAAAACCUUACGCUCCAAGAUAAUUUUGAUCCGCUGAAUGUGCAAGAAUUGUCAGAAAACUUUUUGUUUCUUCAAGAGAAAAACUUACUAAAAGACUCAUUGUCUAGCAAAGAACAUAUAAAUGAUCUUCAAACAGAACUUAAAAAUGCUGGUUUUACUGAAACUAUAUUAGAAACUCCACCUAGAAACGCUUUAGAUACUGAGCUUGAGUUUGCUGGAAAUAAACCAGGCUUUUCCUUGUUGCAGGAAACUGUAAGCGCGAAGGGCCAAGAUACAAGCGUCGCGCUCAGGGAACGCACUUUGAGCGCCUCAUUGCCGUCUUCCCCGGAAGUGCAGGCACUGCCUACCUCCCGUGACACAGAAGGGACACCUCAUAGCGCACCUCCAGGUAUGUUCCUGAAGCAGGGAGAAGCCACGCCCAGGCAUUUAGAUGUCAGUAUCCAUGACGACUGUCUCUGCCAAGAAACAAAUUUAGAACCUGUGACGGUCCUGGCUGAAAUUCCCUCCGCCGAUGCCAAAACACCCGGCAUUGGCCAUGGGUCCCCUGACCUGACUCACCAAAGUGAGGAGGCCUCAAGACGAACCCAGAGUGACUCAGUUCUUGGUGAUGACAUUUUUGCCGAUAAAGGGAGUAUAGGAAGUAGUCUUCCGGAACUGAGACAGAACCUGCAAGACCCACCUCUUUCAGAAGACCAGCACAGUGGUGGUCUGCUAGAGAAAAACUCCGAAGCGGUGGACACUUUGAAUCAGCUGAGUUGUAAAGAUGCUACAAAAGAGGGGGGUUUGGUGUCUGCCCUUUCCUCGGACUCUACCAGUCAGGACAGCCUUUUAGAAGACAGCUUGUCAACCCCCAUUCCCGCCUCAGAGCAGUCGAUGGAGACCCCAGACUCCCUGGAUUCGGUGGACGUCCAUGAGGCUCUGCUGGGUUCUCUAGGCUCUCACUCUCCUCAGAAGCUCGUGCCCCCUGACAAACCUGCCGACAGUGGGUACGAGACCGAGAACUUGGAGUCGCCCGAAUGGACCCUGCACCCUGCUCCCGACGGCGCCUCAGCCUCGGACGUGGCCACAGCAGGGGGCAGCGGGCACGGUGAUGGUGAGGUGCCUCCCAACCCUGUCAUUGUCAUCUCAGAUGCAGCCGAUGGCCACAGAGGUACCGAAGUGACCUCACAGACUUUUGCACCUGGCUCUCAGAGCUCGUACCGAGACUCUGCUUACUUCUCAGAUAAUGAUUCUGAGCCCGAAAAGAAGUCAGAGGGGGUCCCAGGAACCUCAGUGUCAGCCGUGGUAUUGGUCACAGAUCAGCCCCCGCCUGAGCCAGUCACCCCAGAGCGAAGUCCUGGCACCGAGGACAGUUGUCUGGAAGCCGAAAGUAGCCAGCCAGACCAAAGCUGUCCAUCUGCUUUGCAAACUUCCGGUCUCCUGCAGUCGAGAGACACGUCAGAACCGGCCGUGACGAGCGAUUCCCAAGAGCUGCGUGCUCCCGGAGACGAGGCGGGCAGCCCCUCGAGUUUGUUGAACUCGGAGCCGAGCAGCGGCGACGACUUUGAGGCACAGGAAGAGCGCCCCUGCACGAUCGUGUCCACCGGGACCAACACCAGCGAGCUCCUUGCGUUCACCAGCGCCAGCCUCCGCUCCAGCAGCCCACCCGACCUAGCGGUGGGCAAGGCCUUGCCCAGCCACUCGGAGGGCCCCAAGCUGAAGGAGCCAGACAUCGAAGGGAGAUACCUGGGGAAGCUUGGCGUGGCCGGGAUGCUCGACCUUUCGGAGGACGGGAUCGAUGCGGACGAGGAAGACGAGAACAGUGACGACUCGGACGAGGACCUGCGGGCCUUCAACCUGCACAGCCUCAGCUCCGAGUCGGAGGAUGAGACCGAGCACCCUGUACCCGUGAUCGUCAGCAGCGAGGACGGGAGGCACCUGCGGAGCCUGUUGAAACCCCCAGCCGCUGGUGCUGUUGACCAGCUGCCAGAUGACUGGAAAAAAGAAAAGAAGGCUGUGACGUUUUUUGAUGAUGUCACAGUCUAUCUGUUUGACCAGGAGACCCCAACCAAAGAGCUGGGACACUGUGGAGCGGAAGCGCGUGGCCCGGAGCGGAGCAGCCCCGCACCGUCGCCAGGUUCCCCCUACCUGAGCAGGUGCAUAAACUCCGAAAGUUCAACCGACGAAGAAGGCGGAGGCUUUGAAUGGGAUGACGACUUCUCCUCAGACCCUUUCAUGUCAAAGACAGCGAGUAACCUUCUUAGUUCCAAGUCUGCGGUGCAGACAUCAAAGUACUUCUCGCCGCCGCCGCCGCCGCCGCGGAGCGCAGAGCAGAGCUGGCCCCACGCGGUGCCGUACUCCAGGUUCUCCAUCUCCCCCGCCAGCAUCGCCAGCUUCUCCCUCACGCACCUGACCGACUCGGACAUCGAGCCAGGAGGAAGCAGUGAAGAUGGAGAAAAAGAUUAGAUGGAUGCCGAUGCGCCCUCGGGUCCCAGGCCGCUUCUGCAGGGCUGCAGUCCCGCUCCGCCAGCAGGCGACGCCACCCACGGGACAUCUGCUGAGACAGGACAGGGACGAAGACUUGGGAGUCGGAGAGGGUGCCGGGCUCCGUGCCCGGGGCCCACGCAGGAAGCCCAUCUCUGGAGGCGUGGUCCCGUCCAGCGCGUUUGCUGCCCUGGUGGCCGCUCUUGCCCACUGAAGACACGCGGGCUCUGGGCGUCCUUGGGGAGGGCUGGCCCUGCUCGGCUGCGGGGGGUACUGGGGGCUCCUGGUGGCCUCGGGCCUCCGUGCGGGCGCCCUCUGUGUCCGGACCUGUGCGGCCCCUCAGUGCGCGGGGGCCCAGAGGACACGUGGUGGGACUUGGCACCAGCGAGCCAUAUUUAUUAUUUUUAAAGAAAUCACUAACUGCUUUCUGUAAUUGCACUGUGGAAAAAUGUUUUAAGAGUCCUUGAUAUUGUACAGAAUCUUAAAUUAUUCAAGGAAAAUAAGGCAGGUCAAGCUGGUGCUACCCACUAGUUUGAUUUUUUUUUUUCUGUUUUAUAGUUUGUUUGCAUGGUACUUGUAAAGCUUAAAUAUUUUGAGUGUAUGCAGUCCUUAGAAUUGUUGGAAUUGUACAUAUGGUACUCUUUCGUAAACGAUAAAUGAUUCCGAAUGUUAGUGUUUCACGUCCUCAUAGGAAAUAUUUUUGAUGAGUCCCGCCAGAUGCCCUGCUGCCGGUAGACUGAGCCCGCGCUGUCUCUUCUCCGGGAGGCGGCCUCCCCGCGGCGGGAAGGCUUCUCAGAGGAGCCAGGGCCCUGCCGCGUCCCCGGGUAGCUCUCCCACCCCAUGCCCCAAUUUUUUAAAACUCUCUUGGUAAAAGUCGACAGGCGAUACACCCCAGAGCUCAGCGCCAGGUGGGCUGUGCAGCCCCCGCCCCUCCCCGGCAGUGGCGUGGGGCCCCAGGGGCGCUUCCCCUCUGAGCCAGCGCCGCCGUCCGCUGACCCCUGCUGCUUGGUUUUGGAAGCGCAGACUGUGGUGGCUUCAGCAUCCUUGGAACUCCUGCUCCACAGAGGGCUCGGGCUCCACAGGGCGGUUGAUGGGUUCUGUGUGUACAGCUCGGCCUACGGGGUUGAGCCUGUAACCACUGCGAGCUGGACCUUCCCCUCAGAACCAGUCCGAGUCAUGCCACCUGGCUGGUUUCCGCGGCCUGGGGGACACACGGCAUCCUGCAGCUGUGAGGAGGGACAAGGGGCAGCCGCAGAGCCCCCGCUGCCGGCACAUCCUCCUGGUGGGAACCUGGGCAGCCCCGCAGGGCCGCGCACCCACACUCGCCCUGGGUGCAGCGCACUGGCCCUCCCUCUGCACGGAGCUCCAGGUUCUCCCCUUGUGUGGAAAGGGGCCGAGCGUGUCCAGGGCAGUCCCGCAACGUUGGCGACCUCGUUCUUCAGUCCUUGAAUUGUGCUUUGACGAGGGACGUUCCCGGGGCUAGAGCAGCGUGGCGGCGCCCUGCGGAGGGAGGCCAGGCCUGCGGCCCUGGUGCGCGCCCCUCCCCGCUGUUCUGGUGCUGCUGCGACGGAGGCCACAGGAGCUGGGUCUUGGGGCGAGGCGCAAAUGCGGACACUGGCUCGAGUUUCCAUAGUAAAGUUUGACUUUUAGUGUCAGUUCUGGUUCACUCCACCAACUUUUUAUACUAGCAAUAACUUUCCAGAGCAAAAACAAGUUCCGAGUGGAGAACGAGCCCCCUGGGGGCCCCCCCGCCGUGUCUGUGAGCCGGAGCGCGGUGGGGGCGCUGGGCCCGGCGCUGGGCGCUGCGGGGAGUUACCAGGGCGUGAGAAGGUGGUUUUGCCAAAAUUGCCAAACUCUGAAUUUCUUACUGUGGUGACUUCCUGAGCUUUCUGAAUUUUUACAUCUAACUACCAGCUUGGUUUAGAGAGGAAAUGAGACCAUUAUACUAGUCUUUUUUAAAAGUAUAGGUUUAAGGGUUUCAGGUGUAAUGACUAGAAUCAAGCAGAUCCAUAGAACAUACAGUCUUAAUACAGUCAGCGCAGGCUAGAUCUGAUACUUCGGGAUUGUCCAUUUUUCACUAUGAUCAAGGAGAUUUUAACAACAUAAUUCCCAUUUUAAUUUAUUUUAAGUCUGUGUCACUCUCAUAACUAAUUGCCAAAAAAAGCAUUUUGUACCUUGAGCUGGGGGGUGGGCUGGAGUGGCGAAUCUCAUCGUGGGGUUGCAUGGUCAGGGAGAAUUUAUAUUUAUAAUAAACACGUAAGUGAACAUGUUCUUUUGAAAUCUCAAGCAAUACACAAGAAGUGAAUUAUGUACAUUAAAAUUUUCAGCCCAUUUUUGAAAUGUCAGCAUGUGCUUUGUUUCACUUUUUGGCUCAGUCGGUAUCCAGUAGUGGGUUUCCAAGCCGUAUUCCCCUAGUAAGUCGUGCAGCGAAGCAGGCGGUCCGUGGGUUCUCUAGGUGCAGUGGGCGGGGUGUGGAACACCUGGCCCGCGGUGACAUUUCCAGGCCUCCCGUGGAAUCUCCAAUCAGGUUUUAAUUAGUCCUCCUUUGGUGGAGUGUACGUAUUUUAGAUCCUAUAAUAAAAAUAAUGUGACCUGCAUUUCCUUCCUAGCUAGAUGCUAAUUUUUGUUGCAAGUCAGAAAAGUAAAAAGAGUGCUUCCCAGAUCCUUCUGCAGCGUGGCCUGGGGCCUGGGGCCGGAGCCGUUGGUCUUAAGGGUGAAGAAGCUCAACAAAGCUGAAUUGAAAGCAGACUGCGUUCUCUUUUUAAAUGUACAGGUGAUCGAUGGUCCCUAUAGAAAUGGGUUUCUCUAAGACAAGACUGUCUUGCUGCCAUAAAACGCCUCUAAAGCCUCUUCCUUUUAGUAUUAUUUUCCAGAGGGUGGUUGUAGGGUGAGUGACUUGCUGCCUGUUUGUCCUGAGGGCCCAGCUGGGAGGGAGGCAGCUCCUGGUCUACCUGACGCAGCUGGUCACCUGACAGCUCCGUAAGGGACCCCCGAGGUAGGUAGGCUCCGAAGGUUGGGCUUCAGUUUCAGAGGCCAACCCGGGACAUACAGCCUUAUGAAAAGUAGCCUUAAAGUAAGAAUGGCUGUAUGGAGUUACUUCAGAUCUAAAUCUCAAAAACUAUUCCCAGGGUGUGACGGGGUCGGCUCUAGCUUUCGGAACAAAGAAGAUUCUCUUUGGUAUAUAAGUAAGUUCUUCCGAAUGCGUUGACAGUAUUGAACUACCGACAGCCUGUUGUUUGGAUGGCUUGAACACGGCUCAGUUCGGGCUCCACCGGCCUCAGCUGGGCCUGCGGACCCACUGUUUAAUUUCACCCGCAGCCGAGCGCCGCAGGGGCGGGCACAGCUGCGAGGUUUCCCUGCUGUACUUUAACACAGUUGUAAGAGUUGUAUUCAUGGCAAUGUGACAUUCAUGAACUUUCAGUUUAAAUUGUGUACAUUUUUAAAUUGUAAGAUUUUUACUGUAUAUUGAUGCAUAGUG
Pteronotus mesoamericanus is the source of this 8326-nucleotide messenger RNA. It is a transcript of the gene LMTK2, whose product is annotated as lemur tyrosine kinase 2. The record is from RefSeq and is a predicted model, not a curated record. Bases 298 to 4830 code for a protein of 1510 amino acids. Gene Ontology annotation, molecular function: protein kinase activity; ATP binding. The transcript is spliced from 14 exons. Lineage: Eukaryota; Metazoa; Chordata; Mammalia; Chiroptera; Mormoopidae. Gene Ontology annotation, biological process: protein phosphorylation.